GCUUCAAUGCCACCACAUGGAUCAUUGGGAACCCAACUUUUCUUUUGUCACCAUAACCACUCUCAUGUGACCCACAUCUGCCCAGCAUGACUUCAUUACCACCUUUUCAAUAAUUCGUCUCCUUCUUCAACUUACAAAAAGCAGCCAUGGUCCAUGUACCUGUGUAGAGAAGAUAAUAGACCCAUUCAUAAUUCUUGUCCAAUAAUUGAAAGAAUGUCACAUAAGCCAAGAAAACUUAUAGGUAAUCUAUAACUGUUUGUGAGUAAAACAAUUAUCUAUGAUCCAGACCCAUCUAUACAAUCACUCUCUUAACCUUGUCCAUCAUCACAUGUUCUAAACAGUUUCAUGUUCCAACCACCUCUAUUACUGGAUUCAAUUCAACUCCACCUCAUAAGUCAUAUCAAAUAGGCUUCUUCUUCUCCUGCUUUAAAUCUAAUCAUCACUUCCCUUCCUUCACAGAAUUCAAGCUUUAUAUAUCGAAUUUUUGUGACAGAAUCUAUCUAGCUAGCUACCCUGUUGAAGAAUCUAAUCUCUCUCUCUGUCUCUGUAUUGUUACAAUUCAAACAAGACCCUUGCGCUAGUUUACAUGAGAGAGUGUGAUCAGCUGAGGCUGGUCUGAUUGUGUGUACGUUUAGAUGGGGAUUGGCAAGUUGUUGGUGGACUAUUUAUGUGUAUCUUCAUGCUCAAACUCCUGCUUCUGCAUGAAUUAUGGCUUGGAAAACCAAGAAUUAGAUGACUACUUUGAGAAGAAACCACUGGUAACAAAUCAAAGUACACUCAGAUUGAAAGAUGUUCUUGCUGAUAAUAGCCAGACUCUGGCAUUUCAAUUGAAACCCAAGAUGGUGGUGCUAAAGGUAUCAAUGCAUUGCAAUGGCUGUGCAAGAAAAGUAGAGAAACAUAUAUCCAAGUUGGAAGGUGUUACAUCAUACAAAGUAGACCUGGAAACCAAGAUGGUAGUGGUUAUUGGAGACAUCUUUCCUCUUCAAGUGCUUGAGAGUGUCUCCAAAGUCAUGAAGAAUGCACAGAUCUGGGACUCCCCACCAUCCUCUUAUGUGUUAUGAAAUUCAAAACCAUCAAUAUAUAUAUAUAUAUAUAUAUAUAUAUUGCAGUAAUUAAUGAUAUUAUAUUAUGAUGAUAUCCACUAAGGCUGUAAAUUGUAAUACAUAUAUAAAUGUUUUCAC
This is a messenger RNA of Tripterygium wilfordii, 1181 nucleotides long. Its product is annotated as protein SODIUM POTASSIUM ROOT DEFECTIVE 2-like. NCBI's taxonomy places the organism in Eukaryota, Viridiplantae, Streptophyta, Magnoliopsida, Celastrales, Celastraceae. The record is from RefSeq and is a predicted model, not a curated record. Gene Ontology annotation, molecular function: metal ion binding. The transcript has 3 exons. The coding region runs from base 636 to 1061 and encodes 141 amino acids.